Geodia barretti is the source of this 2090-nucleotide messenger RNA. NCBI's taxonomy places the organism in Eukaryota, Metazoa, Porifera, Demospongiae, Tetractinellida, Geodiidae. The record is from the annotation of a GenBank genome assembly.
UAUAUAUGGAAUGAUAUUGCCGUGUGACAAGCAUUUCCUUCCCCUCCACCCACUUGCUGAAAGUGACGAACAUGUUUGUCAUCUCGUGCACUGUAUAUGACAGGGUGUGAGUAGUUGAUGGGUGUCUCCUGCGGCUGUCGUGUGCUCUUCACUGGCCUUCCUAAUGAAUCCCCUUCAUUCUCCCUCCCCUGUCCCUCGCCUCGCUCACCACUUACUGACAACCUCUCACCCAUGCGACCCCAUCCCUCUCCUGCCGUGCCUCCGCCCUUCCACGCAUCGAUCGUCGCCCCUCCCCUGUUCCAUGACCACACCCUCUUUGGACAGCAAGCAUGCUACGCGCACUAGCCCACCCACUUCGACACGCCACACUACUCUCACUAGCCACCCAAUUGGCCUCACCUAGAAUAGAUCAUGACUAAGGAAUCGCUUCGCAUUCGAAACCACACCUCCAAUUCAUACCCGAACUUCCACCCACCCUCACAAACGAUUCCCACAUCGUUGCCCUCACCAUCAGUCUCCGCCCACUAAUCAACUAAGCCCGCCUCAAUCAUCGUCAAUGCCACCAACAAACUUGUUCAGAACCGUCGCUAUGACCACCCUCGUUGAGUCGGCAAUCAACGUCGUCGGGGAACGGAGAUGGAGUGCUGUGUUGUCAUGGUAACGUGAAACACAGAGCCACCACCCUGGCUUAUUAAGUCAGUCAGCUAGUGAUAGCGUCAGGCAAAUGGUGUGAGAAAUAGCCCAGGGAAGGAAAAAAGACCGGUUGCUCACUGAGAACAGUAGCAGCUUCUCAGAUCUUACUCGUCCUCGCCUUGUACAGCUCCAACAGGCGACAAUUUUCAAUUUUCAAAGCAAAGCUCCACGUCUGGAGGAUAUGUGUACGGCAGAUCUGCAUGCUAAUCAGGGGCUCGUGUCAGCAUGCCCACGAGUCCAUACCUCAUCCGGUGUGUGAUGAGACGAUAGGGAGAGGAACGCAGGCCAGCAGAAUCUAUCAGAUACACUACUGCACCACCUCUCGCUAAUUUCAUCUAUCAUCCUAUCUGGGAAUCCGCUAGAGACGAUGUGAACAGUGAUGUUGCCAUGAGUUAGCUUCAAUCUCAGACUGCCGCGCUACUCCGUGUAGCCAACGCCCACUCCAAUGUUGCCAGUAUCAACCAUACGCAUCAUUUUGCCGGGGCAACAGGGGCAAGCGACAAACGAAUCCGUAUUAUUCGGUGAUGCACGUAACUGUGUCGUCGGAACCUUCACGUUGUUUGAGCAUCUUCUCUUUCCGUCGACUUACCCAAUCAAUGCCCACCAUUACAUCAUCCGAUCGGCACGGCAGCUCCUACCACGCUACCGGUCAUGUGAUCAGCCUUUCGCCUCAACACUGUCACACCUCGUCGUCUGUCGGUGGUUGCCCCGGCACCCAAACGAGGGGCGUGGUUUCUACCUCGUUGAUGUGUGGGAUCAGUGGUAGCAGUGAUCGAGUGGAUAGUAUUGAUUUGAAACGCUUGACGUCUCGUCUGAAUUCCAACAUCUCCAGACUCUGCUGUUACUUCAUCAUCCAUUCCCUACAACCCUCCCUUCUCUCCCCCUCCUCCUCCUCCUCCCCCUAUCUCUGUCUCUUCAACCCUUUCCCUCUCUCCCUCUCCACCUCACCCCUCCUCCUCUCCUCCCGCGGCGAGUGGCCUGAGGUCUGAACCUGGCACCAGUGGUCUCGGCAGGGAAGAAAUCAUCAUCGUAGACAGCAGUGAUGAUGAAGAUGAUCAUCACGUUAUUAUGUUCACUCGCGAACCCGACAACCGCCGUCUUGGCAACACCACCCGUCGUCGCGAAGCCACGCAAAUGUCGCAAGACGAGCGACUGGCUCGCCACCUCCAGGCCCAGUUUGACAGAGAACUGGACGUCUCCGCUGUCACUCACCCCUCUUCCUCCUCCUCCUCCUCCUCCUCCUCUGUCACUCACAGGAGACUGUUUGGUGAGCUGAGAGGUCGACCGAGGUCACAGGCCGACAGCAAUCUGUGGUCAUCGCGAGGGCCGUCUGGCGUAAUUCCUUCUCUCCCUCUCCAAACCACUACUACUCCUGGAUCCGUCUUUCCUCCUACCAG